Molecule: messenger RNA, 1347 nt
Organism: Tetranychus urticae (two-spotted spider mite)
Lineage: Eukaryota; Metazoa; Arthropoda; Arachnida; Trombidiformes; Tetranychidae
Product: V-type proton ATPase 21 kDa proteolipid subunit c''
Biological process (GO): proton transmembrane transport
Cellular component (GO): proton-transporting V-type ATPase, V0 domain
Molecular function (GO): proton-transporting ATPase activity, rotational mechanism
Source: RefSeq, a predicted model, not a curated record
AGGUAUUAGUAACUGAUAGAUGGCGUCUUGCUUUCCAUAGGAAAGAGUGAUAGCGACGUCUCUCUUCACAUUCUGAGAAUGUCAUUCUCAAUGAAUCUUCUAAUAAACCAUCUAAGGUAAUACUCAAUUGUUUGUGUUUUAAAAUUUUUGAUUGUGAUGAUUGAAGGACACAUAAACUGAAUGCUAAGUGAAAUUCGCCUCUUGCUUCUCUCAGAUCCAUCUUUAGUCUAGUUUAUGGAUCAUUUAGGUUAAUAAAUAUCUAAAAAUCAAUUCAACUUAUAGAUCAUUCCAAGCUUAACCAUGGGACUUUUAUACAACACUCAACUCACUGUCUAUGGAACCACUUUAUUCACCAUAAUAUGUAUUUCUCUAUAUUAUAUGCUAACCGGGAGAGGUUCCCGUAUGGGUGAUAUUCAAUGGCUUCUGGAAGGCAUUUCUCCCUAUAUGUGGUGUGCAUUGGGUAUUGGAUUAUCCAUAUCACUGAGUGUUGUUGGAGCUGCUACUGGCAUUUUCACUACCGGAGUAUCAAUUGUUGGAGGUGGUGUGAAAGCUCCUAGAAUACGAACUAAAAAUCUAGUAUCUAUCAUCUUCUGCGAAGCUGUAGCUAUUUACGGAAUUAUUUUGUCCAUUGUGCUUUUGAAUACCGUUGAGCAAUUUAAUCCCAUAAAAGCUGAAGAGAGCUUUGAGAUCAAGGCCAAAAACUAUUUUUCUGGGUAUUUAAUGUUUGCUGCUGGCUUAACAGUUGGAAUGAGCAAUUUAUUCUGUGGUAUAUCAGUUGGUGUUGUUGGUAGUGGAGCUGCCCUUGCUGAUGCCGCUGAUCCAACUCUCUUCAUCAAAAUUCUUGUUAUUGAAAUUUUCGCAUCAGCUAUUGGAUUGUUUGCUCUUAUUGUUGCUAUAGUCAUGACAGGAAAAAUCUCAAUGGGAUCUGGAUAAAUAUAAAACUGUGUGGAAAUAAAGCCAAAAAGAAACCAAAAAACAAAUGAUUUCACGAUCAUUCCAUCAUUUAAGAUGCAAAUAUACACCAUUUAUUGUAUGAAACCUCAUCAGUUACCGCUCAUCUUAAUCGUGUUUGGUUCUUUGUUGAUUGUCUAAUGGUGAUCUUUUAACAAAAAAACAUAAUCAUUUAAUCAAGUCAAGCCUAAGAUCUUUUUUUUAUUUGAUCUCAUUUUUCAUUCAAUCAUGUACCUUUAGUUAUACAUCUAUUUAAAGCAUUUAAACCUGUAACUAAUUAUUACCCCCAAUCAGAGCUGUGUUCUACCCGUUUGAUUCUCAGAUAAAUAAGAAUCUCAUCUAAGUAUUUAAAAAUUAUUUGAAUCAAUAAAACUUUUGUUGGAUUUUCAAAACAAA